GGGCUAACUUGGUGCUAAUGAAUUUGGUCCUCCAUUGUUUGUAAACAAACCGAUCUCGCAAAAUAUUUUUCGAUUUUUUCUCAGUUUAUCGGUUUUUUUCAACGGAUUUUUGUGAAAUAUGUGAUUUUCGAAACCAAGGAACACUUUAAGGUAUAUACUAGAAAGUAAUAUAAUUCACUUUCCAACUGCCCCAAUGGCGGUGUACAAUUUAUCCACCUUUCCGGAUGUGUGUCGACUGUGUCUGCAGUCGAAACAUCCCGACGAGCUGAUAUCGAUAGACAUCGAACGUCCCCAGAUGGACCGAGCCAAGUUGGGCGAUUUGCUGGAGGAGCUGACUUUCAAGAUUCCAUCGAGAGUAUCCAGUCUAAUGCCGAAGGAAAUUUGCUCCAUGUGCCUGGAAGUGUUUGAAUUUUUCUACAAGUACAAACAGAAGGUAUAUCACAUCCACCAGUUUCUGGUGGCCUUUGUGGACGUUCGGCUGGGAAACAGCAGUCCAUUGGUGCAACUUUUCAACGAUCGCAACGAGUACUAUUCGAUGUUAUUCAAGGAUUUGGACCUAUGCAACAAGGACGAGCUGCUGGUAGAGGAUAUGUUGGCUGAAUAUCCGCAGUAUCUGAUUGCCUCACUGGAUGUGAGAGUAAAGCAGGAAAUCGUAGUCGAAGAUGUUGAUGGAGAUGGGGAAAGUGAAAAGUAUGAUUUGGAAGUUCUGGAGAAAGAAAACCCGGAUGUUUCCUUAGUUGACCAUUUACAGAUUCAGCUUGAAAAUGACACUCGGCAUGAUGACGACUGUCUAAAAAUCAUGGCAGAAUCAGAAGAUCUUGAUACGAUGGAACAAGAACAGCUCGAGGUUUGUGACUCAGAGUCAAACCAGAGCAGUUUGGAUCAAGCGGAAGCUCUGUCGAAUGUAAAUCAGAAUAUUCUGUUGGAGUUUGUAGACACUGAAGAUACUGAAGACAUCUCAACGGAGGUUUCAACAGUUAAAAAACGAACAAUCAAGAAACGAUUAGAAAAGCCAAUAAAGACACUUAUCACCAGUAGAAGUAAACACAAAAAACUGGAUUCUCUUUCGGAAGGAAUCCAUUGUAAAUACAAAGGCUGUUCGGAGGUUUUUUCUACCAGGGAACAGUACCAAAAACACCAAAAAUCCGACGCCCACAAGCAGCAUUUAUGUCCCAUUUGUGGCUUUGCCUUAAAGCACAAACAUUCGCUUAAAGUACACAUGGCGAGACACGUUGAGAAUCCCGAGUUCCGGUGUCAGUUCUGUUCGGCCUCUUUCUACACCAAAACGGAACGCAAAAAUCACCAAUCGUUGGUGCACAGCAUCGGAGCCAAUUGUAAGUGCGAUCAGUGCGGGCUUCUGUUCAAAUCUAAAAAGCUUCUGAACCAACAUCAGGAAUCGCACGUACUGGAAAGGAACUACACAUGUGACACCUGUGAUUUUGCCUUCAAAACCCAUCAACACCUUCGCAGGCACGUAACAUCCGUGCACUUGGAAGUUCGGUAUAAUUGCGACCUGUGCGAAGCUUCCUACAAGCGAAAGGAUAAAUUAAAAAUGCACAUGGAGAAGGCACAUAGUAUCCAAUCCUACUUCAUCUGCGACAUUUGUGUGCGAUCGUUCAAAACAAGUGAAGCAUUAACGGAGCACAAAGACCACCACGCCAAUCCGAAACCCCUAGAAUGUUCAACCUGCCUAAUAGCGCACGACAGCAAAGCCGCCUUCGAUACCCAUGAAUGCAUAACCUAUCGAGAGGAUUACAUCUGCUGCGAUAGGGACUUCCAUUUCCAUCUGCACUACAACCGACACAUGCUGACGGCGCAUGGGGUUCGGUGUAAUGUGCGGGUUAAACCCAAGGAUGGUGUUCUGGUGGGUCAACUUAAACGGGCUUACCCGAGCAGCAAGAGACCGGUGAAACGUUGUGGCCAGUGCGGUAAAAGUUUUCGGACUGCGGUCGCUUGGAGAAAGCACGUUGGAUCCGGAGGAAGUUGUACAGGUGCCGGUGAGAUGGGAGAGGAAGAACAUCUAGAGAACAUGGAUGACAUGGAGAAUGAAGGGCAGGAUGAAUGCUUAGGACAAUCCAAUGGUGAAGUUUGGCGAUAUAUGUAACAACAGAAACGAAAGCAAUAACAACCACAUACGGCCCGGUGCUGCCGGGCCGGCAUCCGUGGACGGUACCUUUUGCGGCGACGGCGACUUCUUCAGGUCGAUCCAGAACCGGGCGAUGUUGAUCAGCAUGCCGAUGAACGCGAUCGCGAAGAACUUCAGCUGGAGGUGGAAGGACAGCACCUUGAGGAGCAGCUCGAUCUUUGAUUUCAACACGGCACCAAGGAUGAACAGCUUCAUGUAAGUCUUCUUCUUCUUACCCUUUCGUUUGCCUGCGGUUUUUUUCGUUAGUGUGUGUGUGUAU
This is a messenger RNA of Uranotaenia lowii, 2405 nucleotides long. RefSeq names its product zinc finger protein 718-like. The record is from RefSeq and is a predicted model, not a curated record. The transcript is spliced from 4 exons. Gene Ontology annotation, cellular component: nucleus. Gene Ontology annotation, molecular function: zinc ion binding. NCBI's taxonomy places the organism in Eukaryota, Metazoa, Arthropoda, Insecta, Diptera, Culicidae. Bases 194 to 2104 code for a protein of 636 amino acids.